This is a messenger RNA of Aaosphaeria arxii CBS 175.79, 1919 nucleotides long. RefSeq lists its product as uncharacterized. The coding region runs from base 155 to 1510 and encodes 451 amino acids. NCBI's taxonomy places the organism in Eukaryota, Fungi, Ascomycota, Dothideomycetes, Pleosporales. The transcript is spliced from 4 exons. The record is from RefSeq and is a predicted model, not a curated record.
UGUAGAUUAACAAGCGCUACUUUAGAGCCUUUGAACACAACGAAGAUCUCCAACUCUCCUUCGUUAUUCGGUCAACAAACGCACCGACACUCUCACCCCUUAAAGUUCCUAUCCUUUAAGUCGCGUGAAUUUGAAGCAAUUGGCACCAUCCACCAUGGCGGAAAUAGCCCCCUGGAUAGAUUCCGUAUCGUCAGCUUCGACAAAGUUCGAAGCACGCGAAUGCGAAUCGUCCUCUCGAUCAGGAGGUCGCAAAAAGCGAACGCGUCGCUCUGAACAAAUACGACGAGUCCGUCCGCGACUCUUAUCACCCGCGCGUCCAACAUCAAUUCAUGAUUCACCCGAAGACUCAUCUGACGACGCGUCCGAAACUAAAUCCACAGCCGAUGCAUCAUCAUCAUCAUCAUCACCAUCAGCCAUCUCCUCCGGCCCUUGCUGGAACAUAGAGCCUACAUCGUUCACGAGACUAGACUCGCAAACUCUUGAGCGAAAUCCACGCGUUCUUCUCCAACAAUGCAACCCUCCGAUCCGCAUCCGACAACCAGAUCGCGACACUCAGAUCGCGUCGGCGGAUAAGCUUGAAGAGAUUCUUUCCGAUGGAUUCGCGACUGGUUUCAUUCCUUCAUAUUACAAGGACCACUUCCAAGAAGCCGACUCCAGAGCCUUGAGAAGCAUCAAGCCCCACAUGUUCGACCCCAAAGAGCUAAGUCCAAGAGAAAAAGACUUACUAGAGACCUUAUGGGAUCGCAUGGAGACCAUUUACGAUAGGGCGAAACGAUGCAACGACAACAGCAAGGACAAGAACGCCUGGGCGAGAGUCGUAUGGGAUGUGCUAGAAACCGUUAUUGAGAAUGAUUCAGGGUGUCUGGAGAUCAAUGAUGUUCAGUCGCAAGCCAUCCAUCCAAAUUUCCUGCCCCGGGAUAAGUCUGGGAAGGCAGUGUCCGCAACAGUGGACUUAGUCCUUGCCUUCAGCGGAAACACCGACAGCAAUGUCCGUCAAGUCUACGAGAAUCAUAGGUCGGGGAGUUUCGACGCCACGCUCAGCCCGAUGACGGACGUAUACACUGGUCGCCUUCUGCAUGCGUGUGCUAUACAGGUAGAAGCGCAUGGAGGCAAACCUAUGGAAGCCGAGAUGCGGCUUGCCGUCUAUCAUGCCGCCAUGCUGCGAAAGAUGCAAGAGACAAUCAUCAUGACGUGGGAAGGGAUAGACAUUGAUGCGGAAGCCGAACGCCUGAUCCCGUCAAUGGUCGGUUGGACUGUCAUUGGACACAAGUGGUCGUUGUACAUUUCGAGUCUAUUGCCCGACGGCAGCAUUUUGUGUCAGGGUCCUUUCGACGAACUAGAGGCUAGUACGUCUACUCGCCAGGGCGUACUUCUCCUGCUGGAUUUGGUGGAGCGCGUGGCAACCAUGUCAUCUGAGAUUCUCUGGCCCAUCAUGCGAGAACAACUCGUGGGAAACGGACUCAAAGGUUGGCUGCAUUACUUUGAAGCCGCAAAGGCAGACAAAUCGUAGAAAUCAAGAACGGAGGCAACACCUAUGCCAUAAGCGCCCGGGACUGGCUUCGUCUAUUCUUUACCCAAGAUUGUACAUUACUGAAGAUUUUGAGACUGUUGAUUGGGCUACAAUGUAUUCUAGAAAUCUGAUUUUAAGCGUUUAAACUACUCUUGUGGAGUACCUCUGUGUUUAGUGGGUGUCAAUUUAGAGUUUAGUAGGAUAUUCAGCUGGAGGCAUAGUAGGCUAUUGAUACUCCCACCCGCGGAUGAAAUAUCUGGGGCAAGGAGGCAGGGCUUUUCCUAUUCUGGAUAACGGAGUCUGAUCGUUCGUUCAUCCACAAGCUCCUUUCGAUUCUAAUGAUGAAUGGUAAUUCGGAAUGGGAUCUUGUCGGAUGUUUAUGGCCGGAAAACUAUUAAUUCUAUUCGAU